CUGAUGGCAAAUAUCUAGUUGGCACUGAUAAUUUAGAGCCAACAAAGAGUCUACAUCGAGUGUCUGCUGAUGCUGGGCAGACAGAGUGGAUAAAGGGACUUCAAUGUGUGACUAAAAGACAAAGCAGACAGAAAGCCCUAUCACAGUAAAUGUUAGAACAGAGAGAAGAGAAUUAUUAGUACAAAUGCAAGUAAUGGAGUCUGCUUAUACAAAUGCGUUGGGAAAAGUUCGUGCACCUUCUCAGAGGAAAUGCUCACCAACACGGCUGGUAUUCAUUGUAAUGGGUCAAAACAUUGUUCUGUUCCUGCUCUUAACCAUCAUGGCUGCCUUUCAUUUUGUUAUAUAUUCUCAAAUUCGAGUGGAGGGGAUGAAAAAUACUUCGCUAACUAAUAACGAGAAACUCCAAUGUGGUUCUUGUUGGAAGAAAUUUGAUGGAAGCCUUUAUUUUUUUGAAGUAAAUCGAAUGACAUGGAUAGAGGCCCGUCUCUAUUGUGCAAGGAUGGAUAGUGAGCUGGUCCUCAUUAACAGUGACAAGGAGCAGAUUUUGGCUGGAAGGGGAACCAAAUGAUCGCGACGGAACAGAAAACUGCUGUCACCUAACCUUCAAAGGGAAGAUAAAUGACGCCCCAUGUGCCAGCGAGACGUACAAGUGUCACGCUAUCUGUGAGAAAAGAGACCUCUCGUGAAGAGUUUUGCAUUGAUCCGAUCAAUGAAACUGCUCUUGUUUAUUAUUAUGAACACAUACAGCAAUAGGGAUAAUCAAGGGCCCCAUGUUUUAUACUUUUAUUUUCAUUUGAUUUCCUGGCCCAGGGUUUUUCAUAAGUGUAGCACUUACCUUUAUAGGACUUAAUUGGAGAGCUCCUAAUAUCUCCCUAUAUUCUUGUUUACUAAUAUGUAUGCAAUAUCCAGAGAUUAAAAUAACUAUAAUAACCUGCUACUAGCAUGAGUAGAGAAAGUAUAUGAUGGUGUUAUAUACAAAUAUAAUGACUGGGAAUAAUGUAAUGAGUUGCUAUUAUGGUGUCAGAUUAUAAAUGCU
This is a messenger RNA of Xenopus tropicalis (tropical clawed frog), 1036 nucleotides long. Its product is annotated as hepatic lectin-like. The record is from RefSeq and is a predicted model, not a curated record. The coding region runs from base 185 to 568 and encodes 127 amino acids. The transcript has 6 exons. NCBI's taxonomy places the organism in Eukaryota, Metazoa, Chordata, Amphibia, Anura, Pipidae.